Scomber japonicus (chub mackerel) is the source of this 2448-nucleotide messenger RNA. RefSeq names its product afadin-like. Lineage: Eukaryota; Metazoa; Chordata; Actinopteri; Scombriformes; Scombridae. Gene Ontology annotation, biological process: regulation of protein localization. The transcript is spliced from 6 exons. The record is from RefSeq and is a predicted model, not a curated record. Gene Ontology annotation, molecular function: cell adhesion molecule binding. Gene Ontology annotation, cellular component: adherens junction. The coding region runs from base 8 to 1354 and encodes 448 amino acids.
AGUCGCCAUGGAUACGGUGAUCAGAGAGCUGCUCCCCCAGCAGCAGCCCCGGACCAUCGAGAGGAGAGACCUGCAGUACAUCACCAUCAGUAAGGAGGAGCUGACGUCCAGCGACAGUCUGUCUCCUGACCCCUGGAAGAGAGACGCCCGAGAGAAGGCCGAGAAGCAGCAGCAGCUUCACAUCGUAGACCUGCUGGACAAAGAGAUCCAGGAGCUGCAGUCGAAGCCGGAGCGAACGGCGGAGGAGAGCGACCGGCUCAGGAAGCUGAUGCUGGAGUGGCAGUUCCAGAAACGCCUGCAGGAGUCCAAGCAGAGCGACGAAGACGAGGAGGAGGAAGACGACGAGGACGUGGACACCAUGAUGAUCAUGCAGAGGCUGGAGGCCGAGAAGAGAGCCAGGUUGCAGGACGAGGAGAGGCGACGUAAGCAGCAGCUGGAGGAGAUUCGUAAGCGUGAGGCGGAGGAGCGAGCAAAGCAGGAGGAGGAGAGGAGAUGGAGAGAGGAGGAGAGAGCCAAGCGAACCGAGGCCGAGGAGAAGAGGAGACAGGAGGAGGAGUACUACACUCGCCUGGAAGCCGGGCGGCGCCGGCAGCACGAAGAGGCGGAGAGAAAGCUGCUGACGCCCGACGAGCCCGCCGGUCUGUAUCGGCCCCCUCUGCCCCGGGACUACCAACCCCCCGCCCCCCACAACCCUACUAACAACCCCCCGCCACCCCCACAGAGAAACACCUCCUACCUCAAAACCCAGGUUGCCUCCCCCGACACGCUCUACACCGCCAAGUUCGUCUCCUACGCGGGCGACGAGGAUGACGAUGAGGAAGCCACCAAAGCAGUCGGCGGCGGCGGCGGCGGCGGCGGCAUCGGCCAAUCAGGUCAGGUGAAGCUGUCGGCGACGCGGAAGUCGUACGGCGACCUCCCGGCGUCCGCCUCCUCGCCCAAUCACGGCAGGCCUCAGCCGCCGCCCACUGCCCGAAAGCCGCGCCCUCUUUCCGACGGCAUCUUCCUGUCUGCCUCGUUCCAGCCGCCAUUCAACAACAACUCCAACAGUACAGGCCCCCCCCUUCCUGCCAAACCCAGCUCCGUCCCCCCGGGAGGCGUUAAAGGAUUUAACUCGUACACUGGAAACUCAGCAGGAGUUGUAGGAUCGGGAGAAGUCUACAACGACCCGCGGGACAAAUGGACGAAGAGUCAGGAGCAGGAGAACUCGAUCCCCGGCGGCGGCGGCGGCGCUCCUCCCGAGAGUCUCACCUUCAAGGAGCGCCAGCGUCUCUUCUCUCAGGGGAAGGAAGUUUCCAACAAAGUAAAAGCUUCACGUAAACUCAUGGAGCUGGAGAACGAGCUCAACACCAAGUAGUCACCCUGACCCCUGACCCCUGACCACCCCCCCCCCCCCCCCACCACCACCCCUUAUCACUCCUAACGCCACCUCAACGCUGACAUCACCACCCUGGCGUAACGUUCAGGUGCCGCUGGGACAAAAGAAAACCGGGUUCGACCAGUCUCCUCCUGUUUGUGUCGUUUUUAAUUAUUCCACCUUUUUUAUUUUUUAUUUUAAUCAUUGAAUAACUGGACCAUUCACUCUUUCUUUUUAUUUUUCUUUAUUUUAUUUUAUUUUUUUUGGACGUAGCUAUAUCGUUGCAAAUAGGAGAGAGACAUUUAUGGCUUAUUAAAAAAAAAAAUAAGACAAGUUUUUUUUUUUUCUUCCCCUCGUUAUAUAAAGCUCUGUCAAAGAUUAUAUAAUGAUAAAGCACUGUAUAAAAGUUUUAAUUAUUAUCUAGUUUGGAGGGAAAUUUGAGAAUCACACUUUCAAAAUAAAAGCAUUGGGGAGGGGGGGUCAAUUUCUUUUUGUGUGUGUGUAAAAUGGUUCUCGAGGUGGAAGCGAGGGGUGAAAAGGAGAAAUUUAAAAAAAAGGUUUAAUGCUCCGUUUUAAUUUUUUUUUUUUAAUUUUAUUUUAAAUAGCUUACUGAAAUAUGAACAAUUUUUAUGAUGUAAUUUUAUUUUAUGCAUUUUUUUUUCUUUUGCAUCAUGGUUUUUUUUUUUUUUUCACGCUUUUAUUUUGAAAUGCGCCCACGAUUGAGCUCCAGACCAAUCUUCUUUUCAAUUGCUUUUAUUCUUUUUAAUUUUAAUUAUUUUUUAAUUAAAUUCUCAGUGAGUGAAAACACUGUUAUAUUUCAUUCCUUAGCAAAAUAAAAGCAUGGGAUUUUAAUUUUUAAUUUUUUUUUUUUUUUUUGGUGAUGUUUUUUUUAGAUAUUAAACUUUGGAGGAUUUUUAACAGUCCAGAGAGAAGGAUCUUUUUAUUUCUUUUUAUUUCUUUUCUUUUUUUUUUUUGUUAUUAUAAUUAAAGUGCACAACAUUACUGUAAAUAUUUGGGUCCACAAACUGUCUCACUCUUUACUACUGUAGAAACCUGCCAGGCUACUAAAAAAAUAAACUUCAACACUAAUGUGA